Messenger RNA from Ilyonectria robusta, 759 nucleotides. Its product is annotated as aflatoxin biosynthesis ketoreductase nor-1. The record is from RefSeq and is a predicted model, not a curated record. The transcript has a single exon. Bases 1 to 759 code for a protein of 252 amino acids. Lineage: Eukaryota; Fungi; Ascomycota; Sordariomycetes; Hypocreales; Nectriaceae.
AUGAGCUCCCCUUCGACGUACCUCAUCACUGGUGCAAACCGCGGUAUCGGCAAGGGCUUUGUCCAGCGGAUCCUGCAGAAGCCAUCCACCACUGUCAUCGCCGCUGUCCGUGACCCCUCGCACCCAACAUCGACGGCACUGGCCGACUUGCCCAAAGGAACUGGCACGAAGCUUAUUACUGUCAAGCUGGACUCGGCCGUCGAGACUGAUGCAGCUACCGCCGUGGCUGAGCUGCGCGAUCAGGGCAUCACCUCUCUGGACAUCGUCAUUGCCAACGCCGGAAUCGCCCAGGGUGGUAGCAGCGUUCGUGAGACCUCUGUCGCCAACACACUCAAACACUUCAAAGUCAACGUUCUCGGUCCUUUGACUCUCUUCCAGGCCACCAGGGACCUGCUCAAGGCUAGCAAGACUGGCAGCCCCAAGUUCGUUGCCAUCUCCACCAUCAUGGGAUCCAUCGGCUCGCAAGAAAUGUUUUCCUUCUUCCCCGAGACCUCAAGUCCGUAUGGUGGUAGCAAAGCGUCUUUGAACUGGUUUAUCCGCCUCAUCUCUUUCGAGGAGCCCUGGUUGACCAGCUUCGUAUUCCACCCUGGCCUGGUCGAGACGGAUCUCACGGCUGACAGUGGGAUGGACCUUAAGGCUCUAGGCGCUAUUACUGUGGAGACAAGUGUGUCCAAUAUGAUUCAGACAACGUUUGAGGUUGAGCCUAAGGAGCUGAGCGGGUCGUUUAGGAACUAUGAUGGUACCGUGAUCCCUUGGUAA